Molecule: messenger RNA, 648 nt
Organism: Symbiodinium natans
Lineage: Eukaryota; Dinophyceae; Suessiales; Symbiodiniaceae
Source: the annotation of a GenBank genome assembly
AUGGCGGGCGACGGCAGCAAUGGUCUGGACUUUCUACAGGGCCGGUGGGCCGUCGAGUUCACAGACGCUGGCGGCUCUAAGACGCUCACUGCUGAAGUGGAGGUAGCGGGCAACGUAGCCUCAUACAAGUCUCAAAGCCAGACAGCUUCCGACGGUCCUUACAAGUACCAGAUCACUUGCUCACCUGUGGGAGUCGUAGAGAUCAAAGACAGCAGCGGCCUCAUCUGGUGGUUGCAGAAGUACUCGCCGUGGGUCCGCAGCCCGUUCGAACAGAAGGGCUGCCGAAGCAGCCAGGCCAUAUGGUUGCUGGACCCGGAGAUGAAUGACCCGACGCCGAAUGGGUCUUUGUCAAAGAUCGUGUGGUGGUUGCGGACAUCGCCCAUCCCUGUGCUGAAACGACAGGAGGCAUUGACGAGGCUUUCUGGCCGAACAGUCCAACCCAAAGCUCGAGCAGUUCGAAAGUCGAAGAUGCGAAUGCAGAUGGAGAGACAAAAGAGGAAGGAGAGGAAGAAGAGGACUGAGAGGAAGGAGAGGAAGAGAAAAAAGACUGAGGUCGAGGACCUAUCGACGAGACGUCGUCCACGGUUGGAGGCGGCGGAUUGUGGCUGGGCGAGGCUCAGUCGACUUCUCCGGACGCGCAGGUGCUAG